GUCCACGAACAGCCGCGAAAAAGGAGGGCGAAAGCGGCGGACAAGCGGACCGAGGCGCUCUCAAGUUCGCUCACCGCUCUCACAGGGAGGUGUACCAUUCACGGCUUUAUAGCUCGAAGCCGGUGACCGUGGCGGGCAUUCGGUUUCGAGCAAAUCCUUUCGCACACGCUUUUUCCGCGGAUUUAAAGUGCACAUGCGUGUUGCCGGCGUUCAUCCUUCAAUGCUGCUUCAGUUUUUCUCCCACUGGUCCUCCACUUUCCUGGCCUCUCUCUGUCGGUUUUCCCGCCGAGCUUCUCCAGCGUCUCGGGUCGGGCUUUCGGCCGUGUCAGCGAGAAGCGACUGCUCGAAACUCCACACAUUUCUUGGCUUUCGCGUGAUCCAAGCGACGGAAGAAAACAAUUCAAGCCUCAGCUUCUUCUCGCGUCUCGUUUUUUGGCUGCUCUCCGCAUACGCGGACCUCCUGGGGUCAAAAAAAACGGUGAGAAUCGGUCGCCUACCUGGAGAACCGGCUGUUGGCAGGGUUGUCAGAACACGAGGCGAGAAAGGGAGGCUAUCCGAGAAGGCGAGAAACAGGUCCUCCUUUGGUUCCCGGCCCCCAAAACCAUGUGAGUGCCGGCGGCACUACGGUACUUCCUCCAUCCUCGGAGGAACUUCGUUGUCUUUAGCGAUUUGCUGCUCCUCUUGAAGUCAGCGAAGUCCCCGUGAGACUCCAGUGAAGGCCAUGCGCCGCACGAGUUUCAGGCGGCGCCGAUCCUCCUCAGCACAGUGAGGCAAAGGGAGGCGACACUCUCCUUUCGUCGUUUUCGCUCGAAGCUCUCUACAAAGAACCAGCUGCUCCAGUGUGAGACUCGACAAGCGAACGCAGGUCGAACUGUAAGCCGCUUGUGAUCGCUUCCUCCAGUGGGGUUCUGCGUAAAGCUCUGUAGCUCUGCUCAUUUCUCAUUCUCUUAGGACUUGUGAGAAAUACACUCCAUGCACAAGUCCGAAUUGUUGCUUCAUCGGCCACCCCCCCUCCGCUGCCGCUGAGCCCCUCGCCAGAACGACCAAUCGCCUUUCUUCCCCGGCAACAACGCGGACGAUGUGCCUCGGAUCGUAGAUGAGUAUACUUGCAAAGACACAAAGAAACGACGUCUCAACGUUCUACUGCUCCCUCCCCUGUAGCAUAGUCAUACGCAUCUCUCUCACGUUUUAUCUCUUUAUACCUUUUACAGUACAUACAUACAUAUAUAUAUAUAUAUAUAUAUAUAUAUAUAUACGUAUAUAUGUGUGUGUAAGAGGAUGUACGAAGCAACAGUCAUGCGUCGCUGCUUGGCUCUUCCAGGUUGAAAAGCUAUUUUGAACAGCACCAGAGUGACGAGAUCACCAUGCAGAUCUCUGUGGGAUAUGCGAGGAGGGCAAGCCGUGGAGUGAUGGCACUUGAAGGUCUGUGGAGAAACGACCGCAUCAGUCGGCAAGCAGAUAGGAGACUCGCGAAAGGCGGUGACGUUUCGUUUUCACGGAUUUCGACUCUGGAGCUCCCAAGAAUACACCUGAGAGGCACCCAAGCACAGACGCGUCUGUCUGUGCGUUUCCACCUGGGCGAAUCCGAAGGUGGACUUGGCAGGUCGCGAGGACGUUGUCUCUCUCCGCGGAGUUCAUCUGAGCUCGUAGGGAGACUGCGAGUAUCCCCGCCUUCGUCUGUCUCUGCCGGGUUCUUACCGCGGCCUGCGUCUCGCACCUUCGUAAACUUGUCGCGUUCUCGCCUCUUCUCUCCAAGCAGCCACCUUCCGGCCUUCAACUUUGUCCGGAGGACCGGGAGUUCUUUCCUUCGAGCUCAUGGCGAGGAUCUUGCGAGAGACGGAAAGGCAGGCGACUGGAAAGAGACAUCACAUCCAUGUAGAACAGAGCGAGAGGCUGGGGGAACCGUGUUGCGUCGAAGAAACCCAGAGAUAAAUGGAGGACUGGAAAAGGAGUUGAAUGCGCUGUUCAGAGUGCGAGCUCUCCCGAGGGGAGGCAGAACAGAAGGACUUGAGGGUCGACUAGUAGAAGGAAGCCGGUGUCAAGACACUCCACGCCUUUGCAUGCGUAUCCCAGACGAAGCCUUCUGUCUGUUUCGUCCUCUCGCGCAUCUUCCAACUGCGGAGUCUUGGUCACUCACACGCUUCUCGUCUACGCGUUUCUCAACCUUCCGCCCGUCUGCCUCGUCUUCUCCAGCAUCGUGCUUUCCAACCUCGUCCUCCUCUUCAUCUUCUUCCUCGCAGUCCUCCGGUGCGCCGUCUUCUUCUUCUCCCCCUUCUCCUGCCUCUCCUUUCUCUUCUUCGUCUCCAUAUCCUCCCCCUCCUUCCCCACCGUCCUCUUCUUCUUCUCCAUCUCCCUCCUUUCCCGUCUCUUCGUUUUCUUCUUUCACUCCUUCCUGGGCUCCGCUGUCGCCUCCUUCCUUUUCAGGCCUUCCGCCGCAUGUCGACUCAGAUCUCCAUGACCCUCGGAUGAGUCCAUUGCCAGUGCACCACCUCGGCUUGAAAACUCCAUUUCGUUCUCCCCCAGGAUCUUUCUCUCCAUACACACACCCGCCAGGUCUCCGUCCACCUGCUUCGCCUCCAGUCCUCUCCUCUGCUUCUCCGUGUCUCCCGCCGUCCUCUUCUCAGUCUUAUCCUCAGUCUUAUCCUCAGUCUUCUUCCCCGUCUGCUUCUUCGCCUCCUGCGUCUUCUCCCUCUUCUUCCUCGCCUCAGCCUCCCUUUUUUUCGCAUGAGAAUUUCCUGUUGGAUACUCGGGGGUCUGCAGCUGCGGCCGCGGCUGCGACUGCUGCGUUGGAGAGCAUCUCGCGCGCGGAGAAGCUUCUCGCGGUGGCCGGCGAGGCGGCGGCGGCUCGGGCACUUCACGCAGCUCGCGAAAACUGGGAGAAAAUGGCCAACAGAAGCAGCGGGUCCGGGGACGUCGACGAGCUCCGCCAGGCGCUUCUCCUGCAAGUCGCUGCGGCAGAGACCAAGGCCGCGGAGGACGCCCUCAAGAGAGCAGGCGCUUUUGGCGGCGCAUCACAGCCGCCACCGUCGCGUCGAGAUUUGUGGCUUCUGUCUCUCUCUUCGAGUCUCCCUUUUGUCGGCUUCGGCCUCGUCGACAACUGCAUCAUGAUCGUGGCAGGCGACCUCUUCGACACGACUCUGUGCGUGACGCUCGGCCUGACCACGAUGGCAGCUGCAGCGCUGGGGAACUGGAUCUCCGACUUGAUGGGACUCUGGCUCGGCUCCCGCAUCGAGGCUCUCAGCUCGCGGAUUCUCCCCAUUCCGAAGCCCUCUUUGACACCCGAACAACGCGAGAGCCCCAUAUGUCGCAAGCACUACUAUAUUGGAACUGGGAUCGGCAUUUCGAUUGGCUGUCUCCUCGGCAUGGCGCCUUUGCUUUUCCUCGACACGCAGGAAGGCGAGAGAAGAAAGCAGCAGAGAGAACAAGCUCGCGUUCUUCACUCGGAAGUCGCUGCUGCCCUCCAGAACUACCUCCAGGCCGAGCACGUAGUCCUUUACCUCCUCGACUCCAGGGACAACGCGUUCUACACUCUCGUCGAUGGCCAGCGUGUCUGCGUCCCCUCUCACUCCGGAACUCCCGGCGUUGUUUUUGAGACUGGCAAACUCAUCAGCUGGGAAGGGCGGCAUGUGAAGGACAACCGGAAGACUCCGGAACCAUUGCCGGAACGAGAGAAAUCCGUUUCUCUCUCUUCCCUGUCGUCGCUCCUCGUCGCUUCUCCUCUCUGCGCAGUCAUCAACGAUAAUUCCGGGGAUCGUAGUCCGGCAUCGUCUCCUUCCGCUCUUCCUUCCUCUCCCUCUUCUCCAGCGUGUUUCGCUUCCUUACCAGACAAUGGCGGGGAGACAGUUGAAGUGGAAGACGCGAAAAGGAGACAAGUGGAGACUCCGGCGCUCCUGUCCGCGUUCUCUGCUUUUUGGAGACGCGCGCGACGCCAGGAAAGUCAGAACGGAGGGACGGAGGACGCCGAAACAGAGACAAAUGGCCGCGCCUCGCCUGAAGAGAAGAAACGAGCAGGAGAGAGGAGCCCCACAAAAGUGAGCGAAGCAGAUGGGGAGAAGACACUGCAGGCGAAGACAGGAAACGAAACCCACGAGAUCGGUGAAGAUGUCCUCCCCUUGCCUGGUGUGCAUACACCCGCAAGAGCGUCGGAAGUGAGGCAUGUCUUGGCGGCGCCUGUGUUUGGAUUCGAGGGCAACAUCAUCGGAGUGAUCGAGGUAAUCAAUCCCGUCGGCCGGGCUCGCUUCAGUCGCGAGGACAGAGAUUUCCUCAUCUCCAUCUGCCCUCACAUUGCAGUUGAAAUCGAGGGCCACCAUCAUCUCACGAAAAUCUUAGAGCUGUGUCGAAAGCAGGUUGCCAGCAGGGAGAAGGCGACGCCUGUCCGAGAGCACGAAGACAAGAGGAGCCUCGAACUUCAAACUGACGCUUCGCUCUACUAGAGACGAAAGCAACGAAGACCCUGCUACGCGUUCACUCAGGUUUACACUGCUCUUCUAGCCUUCUGCGCGUUCCCUCUAACAGCUUUGGUUUUUUGUUUUUGCUAAAAAGCCGAUAAAAAACACGUCACUGCAGUCUCGUGUUUCAGAUGCGCAGGCUUCAGCUAGCCACGCGCUUCCAGGUAGCUAGGUGUAUGUACAUUGGAAUCCUCAUCAUGCAAAGGCAUAUACAGCGUUUUGUCGAUGUGAAGAAAUUCAAUGACAUCUGUGACUCUGCACAACAUAUGUAUAUGUAUAUAUGUAUAUAUAUUUGUGUAUAUACGCAUGUCCGAGCUUUACGAGCAGUUUUCUUUUGAAAGGGAACAAGCAGAACGUUCUGUUGGUCUUGUUUAAACGUUUGUUUCAGAUACACCGAACCGUAAAAAGUCGAGACACAUGCA
Toxoplasma gondii ME49 is the source of this 4870-nucleotide messenger RNA. RefSeq lists its product as hypothetical. The record is from RefSeq and is a predicted model, not a curated record. Gene Ontology annotation, molecular function: protein binding. The transcript is spliced from 8 exons. Gene Ontology annotation, cellular component: mitochondrion. NCBI's taxonomy places the organism in Eukaryota, Apicomplexa, Conoidasida, Eucoccidiorida, Sarcocystidae. Bases 1365 to 4433 code for a protein of 1022 amino acids.